This is a messenger RNA of Platichthys flesus (European flounder), 2415 nucleotides long. RefSeq names its product PYM homolog 1, exon junction complex associated factor (gene pym1). The record is from RefSeq and is a predicted model, not a curated record. Gene Ontology annotation, biological process: exon-exon junction complex disassembly. Gene Ontology annotation, cellular component: cytoplasm; exon-exon junction complex. Gene Ontology annotation, molecular function: RNA binding. The transcript is spliced from 3 exons. NCBI's taxonomy places the organism in Eukaryota, Metazoa, Chordata, Actinopteri, Pleuronectiformes, Pleuronectidae. The coding region runs from base 256 to 888 and encodes 210 amino acids.
UUCGCUUGGUUUACACACCUGUACCCGCCGCUUAAUACACUCACAUUUCAGCGGUCGUUGUCUGUCGUCCCCUCCCGCUGCCCUCGCCCUGAAUCCCCGCAUGUGGACUCUGCUAUGACCGCUGUCGCAUGGAGGGAGUACACAUCUUAUAACCGCAAACAUCUAAAAACCGCCGUAGUUCGUGUCCGCGCGGGGUCCAAGUGACGUUAGAAGACACCGUCCGACUGAGGGGAGCGGGGAGCGAGCGACAGCAAAAUGGCAACUCCGUAUGCGACGGACGAUUCCGGUGAGGACGCUGCAUGUGCCGGGAAAUUUAUAGUUUCCACUCAGAGACCUGAUGGAACGUGGAGGAAGCCGAGGCGGGUGAGGGAUGGUUAUGUCCCCCAGGAGGAAGUACCAGUCUACGAAAACAAGUAUGUGAAGUUUUUCAAGGGCAAACCCGACCUGCCGCCUGGUAUGAGCCCGUCCGAGGCGGAUCCCCAGAACCAGCAGAAGAACCCCGGUGGAGCAGACAGCGAUGGAGCCAAUCUCUCAAAGACGGCCAAACGCAACAUGAAGCGCAAGGAAAAACGAAAACAACAGCAGCCGGACGGAGACGUGGACGUGGAGUCGGUGAGCGAUGCUGUGGAGAAUGUUUCCAUUUCAGACGGCGGCAAGUCUUCAAAAAAGGCGGUGGCGCCGGCUUCGGCCUCACCUGCAGAAGAUUCUUCAGCAGCAGAAAAGGCCAAGAAGAUCAAAAACCUGAAGAAGAAGCUGCGUCAGGGCGAGGACCUGCAACAGAAAGUGGACUCGGGGGAAAUAGAGCAACCGACAAAGGAUCAGUUGGAAAAGCUGGCUCGGCUGGAGGCCUUACGCGAGGAGUUAGUGCAGCUCGAGCGUGACUCUUGAAGCAAUAAAGGACAGAAGAGUGCGACUGGACAGACAAACUACACACUGACACACAGGGGAAGGGACCUCUGCAGCUCUGUGAUGAAAGUUUCCAUGUAACAUAUUCUACCUGUUUGAUAUUCACCAUGAACUUUGACAUUAUACAGUUUCAGCUCCCUGCAGAGAGCGACACCCUCCGAACUGACGAGCCUGUUUUCUAGAUUUCAAACCUCAAAACAACAUCGCCACUCCUGCUCGUAUACUUGCAUUGUUACAAGUGCAGUAUUGUGUAACCGAUCAGCUAUAAACAUCUUUUUAAGAAAUCAUUGUAAAUUGUUCUGUGCAUGUCUGUCUUUUACAUGUUGUACCUUUCACAGCAUCAGGUGUCACGUCAACAGAAAAACAGAAAACAAAUCAUUUUUUGAGAGGAUUUCGUUUGUUGACCUUUCUGCUUUAAUAUUAUUGUCGAUGACCGUACAGCCUCAUGUUGUGCCACUAAUGUAAAGUCUAUACAGUCAUUACACUAAUUAAAGUUAAAAGCUGCGUAAAAACCUUUAUCUCUUACUGCAUUUCCGUUUUAGUAUUCCAUGAUUUCUGGGGAUUUGGAAAUUUACAACUGUACCUUGGAUGUCCUGGGAUAUUUUGGAAACAGGUUACACACUUGAGGCUGAUGAUGGAGUUUGUUUUUUGCUCUGACUACAAAUCCCAUGAAAAGACCAAAACCAGCAAUGAUUUGAACCAUUUACAAAUAUUGUCUGUGCAGCCUGAUGAAGAUUGUUGCUCUGCACCACAGAGUGUUAUUAAAACACACCAGUGACCCACUGUUAACAUCACAAUAAGCCUUUAGAAUGAUGAACAGACUCUGAACUGCUCCUGUAAGUUCUCAAUACAGCACCAAAUAUGUAUUCAUCCAUUACUGAGAGAAGUAUUUGUUAGGGACUACUUUGCGUCCAGUGAUUUUAGGAAAAUGCUGAUUCUAUUCAAUUCUGAUCAGUUUUUUUUUAAAUAUUAGAUCAGAAAAAUUCAUUAAAAUUGAAUGGAUAGUAAAAUAGUAGAACAGGUAUUUUCUUGCCCUCAGUGUAGCCUGUCAGGUUCAUUUUUAAAGCGGCACUCCAGCAUAUUAGUCUUGUGUUUUUAUAAAGUUUGGGAACUCGAAAGAAACUGAUAAAAAUAGAACAGUUCAAAUGGAACUAUUCAAUUAGCAGCACAGAGCCUGAGACAUUCUUGUAUUUAGUCUGUUGUGGAGUUUAUACCCGCAACACACUAGAUCCUAUAUUUCCCAUGAAGCAGUUUUCCUGACCUGGUAACAUCAAUUUAAUCUCUACACUGGUUGUAACAAAGAAGUUUCCUUUUAACUAGUACUGUGUCCUUAUUUGAUUCUACUUACUAAUCGUACACAAUGUAUGUUUUACACCUGCAGUCUAGACAUAUGACGUCAACACACUUAAUUGUUUUUUUACAAAGAGUCAUUAAACAUAUAAACUGUGACUUCAGAACUUUGGGGUGUGCUGAUCAAACUUAAAAAAUAAACAGAGUGUUUUUUUUAAA